CAGCAUCGCAGAUCCUGUUGACACAAAGUCCCUGGACUGUUCUUAUAUUCAAGUGACCCCCUCCAUAAUGUCUUCAAAGGCAUCAUUACCCGCCCGUAUCGUCCUAGAUGCUCUGAAGACGACCACCCGACAACGGCCUACCUGCGAAUGCCUACAGACUCGACUUGUGAAUCGCAAACUCAGGCCCCGACAACAAGCCCGACAUGUAUCGACCGCCGGUUCUCAACGAUCCGAGAUGGAAGUCGAAUCGGAGCGCACCACUCCGCGCUGGGCGACGACGCCCGCCGGCAUGAAAGCUCCCGUGCGCACGAGACCUGAGCGACAAAACACCCUGAAAGUCAACACCGAUCAGAGGAGACUCGACGAUGUGUAUGUGAACAUCCUGGGAAGAGACGGGGACAAAAUGCUGUCGGAAGAGACGAAAUGGUUGGCGGUGACGAGCAAAAGCUUCGAUCACGGUCGCAGAGGCUUCAAUGACCGCCUGGCAUUUUUCGGCAAACGCAUAGUCGAAUUACAAUGCUCGCUCGGCCUGCUGAGCGUGUCCGAUGCCGCUGCCUUUCUGAAGGGCGAGGGUCAGGACACCCACGGCCGUGAACCUUUCCGGCACCCUGCCAUCGAGGCCGUCGAAUGUCUACUGGGAGGAGCCCAUCAAUAUUUCACACACCACAAGGCACUGUCGAACUUGGCCACGCAGUACGGACUACCUGAGGUGGUGCGGUGGCACCCCAAAAAUCCCGAUCGACUCGAAGCGUCUGGUGCCGAUCUCGUCUACUCACAGGCCCUUUUGGCGAUUGUCGGCGCGUUGGCGCUCGAACAUGGAAGUGCAGUGGCAAACCGCAUCGCGAAAGAAAGGAUACUGGUGCCCAUGGGCUUGAAAAGAGAUUGGACACCGAAAGUGAAGGAACCCGAGACUUCCACGCCGUUAUGAGUUCCGAGUGUGUCCCAACGGGUGUGUAAAUUUGUGUACAACAUGAUAUCCAAGCGAGAUCCAUAGCAUUUGUUGCAUUACAUUGUACAGGAUUAUUUGAAAAUUCAUAAUGUUUGGGGCCUCUGACACCGCCUG
Molecule: messenger RNA, 1063 nt
Organism: Exophiala oligosperma
Lineage: Eukaryota; Fungi; Ascomycota; Eurotiomycetes; Chaetothyriales; Herpotrichiellaceae
Exons: 3
Coding region: 68-928 (286 amino acids)
Biological process (GO): RNA processing; mitochondrial translation
Cellular component (GO): mitochondrial large ribosomal subunit
Molecular function (GO): structural constituent of ribosome; ribonuclease III activity
Source: RefSeq, a predicted model, not a curated record